CUGAAAAGAUGAAAUUCAAAACAUACAUAUCCAAAGAUUUAAAAUUGAAAGAAACGAUUGCCGCUCUUGGUUGGAGCAACAAUGAAGAUAUUUACAGCUGUAAUGAAGAUCAGCAAGUGUACAAGUGGAGUUCGUCCAACCGAGAAAUGGUUCAAGUGGCCAAACUUCCUGAUGGUUUCGUGUCAACAGAUUUGCAUUGGCUUGUUGGCAAAUGGUCAGGUAUAGGUACUCCUGGUGCAAGUGCUGCUGGCGGUAGCAAAGGUGGCGAAUCUUUGCUGAUUGCGGGUGCGGAUGGGCGAUUUGUGAUUUUAAAUAAAAGUGCACGAAUCGAGCGAAACGUUUCGGCACACACCGGACCAAUUGUGACCGCUCGUUGGAGCCCGGACGGUGCCGGUUUGCUUACUGCCGGCGAGGAUGGCAUCAUUAAAAUUUGGUCCCGAUCAGGAAUGCUUCGGUCGACGGUUGUACAAAAUGAAGGGCAAAUUCGAUGCGCCAGAUGGUCCCCCAACGCAACGGCUAUCGCGUAUUGCCAAGGACCGUUUGUUGCAGUAAAACCGCUGGCAGCAAAUAGUAAGCUGACGAAAUGGAGAGCACACGAUGGGUUGGUCCUUUGUCUUACGUGGUCCAACAAUACCAGUAUGAUCGGCACUGGUGGCGAGGACUGUCGUUAUAAAAUUUGGGACUCUUUAGGAACGAACAUAUACACAAGUGUGGCUGAUGAUUAUGCUAUAACGUCAAUGGAUUUCUGUCCGGAUGGAGAAUUGCUAGCUAUCGGUGGAUUCAAUAUGUUGAAACUAUGCCAUUAUACAGGGUGGAGCCACAGCAUCGUACGCUUCAAUCAGCAAGUGACCGGAUCGCUAUUUAACAUUGUGUGGUCUGCGGAUAGCACACAGAUCGCGUCCUCAACCAGCACUGGAUCGCUGCUCUUUGGGCACAUUAUUGAACGUGAGCUGCGAAAUCGAAACCUAAAGGCAGUAACCACAGGCCGCAAAACUAUCCAGCUGCAGGACAUUGUUGCACGAACUAGUGACACGUUGGACUUUUCUGAACGAAUCAUCAAAUGGGAACUAGGAUACGGUCACUUGGUAGUAGCCACGGUUCAUCAAGUGCAUAUCUUCAACGAGCAUUACAUAAACACACCGAUUAUUAUAGAUGGUCGUAGCGACAUUCGCAUUAUAAUGCUUGGAAAGAAACAUUUCAUUCUAGUUGACUACAACUCCAUUUGGAUUUACACCUACACUGGACGGUUACAUUUGAAUCCCAGAUAUCCUGGAUCUCAGGCACAAAUUCCUCACCUGAACGGUCGCUGCGUAUCGCUUGGCAUGGAUUCGUUAGCCAUACGCGACCAUUCCGAUCAAAUGAUCGUGCAUGUGUUUGAUCUGCUUCCUGGUGCCACACGGCAGGAAGAACCGUACACCAUUCACAGCAAAUCUCCUGUGAUCGAGGUAGCUGUGUGCCGUUAUGGCAAUCCGGACGAUCAGUAUCUUGUGUUUAUUGACGCCAAUCAGGAUUUGUACAUCACGAGCGUGCACAGUGGACCGGAGUACGUGAUGCACAAAAUUGGAACCCAGGUUACAACAAUGAUGUGGUCCUCCGAUACUAAUAUUUUAGUAGGAUUGCACGACCUCAGCUACAGUGUUUGGUAUUGUCCCGGGGAGGCAUGUGGAGAUCCUACAUUGAUAGCGUUGACCACCUUCACGUACGAUACAAGCGAAUUCGGCAAAAACAUCACCUUGGAGAACUUUGAAGGAGCAAACAUAACGUUUCGUAGCUCGGGUGCAAUUUUCACCGUGUCGGUGAAAACUUAUUGCGUCAUACUUCACAAACUGUUCGCCGAGAAUCAAUGGGAACGUGCGCUGAAAUUGUGUCGCUUGGCACAGAACCACUUACUGUGGGCGACGCUUGCAGCAAUGGCUUCGAAGCGAAAUCAGUUGGAAAUAAGUGAAGAAGCAUUUUCGGCAUCGUUGCAAAUCGAUAAGGUGAACUACUUAAAUUAUAUCAAAUCUUUGCCCCUUUCAAGCCCGGAACAUAUGGCGGAAAAUUCGAUUAUGAAUGGACGAAUACAAGAGGCCGAGAUCAUACUGAUGCACAAUAAGCGCAUUCCAGAAGCAAUUCGCUUUUGUCUACGCAUGCACCGAUGGAAUAAAGCACUGGAGGUGGCACUUAAGCAUGGAACUGAUGUGGAAUUGGUACUGGAAGAGCGUAGAAAAUAUUUGCAAGCAUUGGAACGAGAAGAAAACGAUCCAAAAUUUCUGGCUUUGGAUGAGCGUCUAGAUUAG
Anopheles maculipalpis is the source of this 2279-nucleotide messenger RNA. RefSeq names its product intraflagellar transport protein 80 homolog (gene Oseg5). Gene Ontology annotation, molecular function: protein binding. Gene Ontology annotation, biological process: cilium assembly. Lineage: Eukaryota; Metazoa; Arthropoda; Insecta; Diptera; Culicidae. Gene Ontology annotation, cellular component: centrosome; intraciliary transport particle B; cilium. The transcript has 3 exons. Bases 9 to 2279 code for a protein of 756 amino acids. The record is from RefSeq and is a predicted model, not a curated record.